This is a messenger RNA of Geodia barretti, 431 nucleotides long. The record is from the annotation of a GenBank genome assembly. Lineage: Eukaryota; Metazoa; Porifera; Demospongiae; Tetractinellida; Geodiidae.
CUCCCUCUAGUGGCUCGCGGAGAGUCUGACACUGGCUAGCUACAGUAGUAGAUAGCAUUCGGGAGUCGAUACAUGCCAUUCGUUGUGACUUUCUGAGCCCCCAAGGUACACAGAGCGAGCGGAUCAGGUCGAGAAAGGAUGAGGAGGAAAAGAAAGGAUGAAAGGAGAAAGGAUCUCAUUGAUUUAUGAUUUAUGUCAACAAGGCCUUCAGUGUAUUAUAGAGAGUUUUGAACACAAUGCUUCCACGCUAUUGGAUGUUAUGAGAACUCUAGUUCAGAGAAUGAUCACUGAAUGGGAUCAACAAGCCAGUCACCGAGGAAGACCAAGGAUAAGGAUUGAAGAAGAGCAGCUGAGAUUUUUUGGUGGAAAUUAACUUCAGGAUUGUCGAUACAGCGUCUUUGUUUGGCUGUUUAAGGAGGACAAUUGAGCAA